Molecule: messenger RNA, 958 nt
Organism: Corticium candelabrum
Lineage: Eukaryota; Metazoa; Porifera; Homoscleromorpha; Homosclerophorida; Plakinidae
Product: ras-like protein rasD
Exons: 6
Coding region: 132-788 (218 amino acids)
Biological process (GO): Ras protein signal transduction
Cellular component (GO): plasma membrane
Molecular function (GO): GDP binding; GTPase activity; GTP binding
Source: RefSeq, a predicted model, not a curated record
UCGAUCAGACCAAGUUGUUUACCACCGCAGACAUCAUAUUCUCCCUCUCUGGUGACCGUCCGCGUCGACGACGACCGUUCGCGCGUUUUUUCAUUUACCCGCCGAUUUGCUGUAUACGUUUUUCCCGUGCCAUGUCGGUCGGCGACGCUUUGCCGUUCGACGUGAAUUGGGAGCGAGACGACCAUCGCAUCACGCUGUGCGUUGUAGGCAGUGGCGGCGUCGGAAAGAGUUGCGUGACGGUGCGCUACUUGAAGGACGAAUUCGUCGAGUAUUAUGAUCCGACAAUCGAAGAGAGCUACUUCAAAGAGGUGGAAUGCGGGACACGGACGUACGAUGUGGAGAUCAUCGACACUGCCGGUCAGGACGAGUUUGCUGAUCACCGCAACAGCGCCCUCGCACAGGGAGACGGUUUUCUCGUCUUGUUCGCUAUCAACUCGCCGUACAGCUGGCAGGAGUUGAAGGAGCUGCGGGAGAGGAUUGUGCGCGAGCAUGAAGACAAGGGGGAAUUGCCGAUGGUUAUUGUUGGCAACAAAAAGGAUUUGGAUUCGCACAGACAAGUUCCAUUCGACGACAUCGUGGACUACUGUCGUUCUAUUCAAUGUCCCUUCAUCGAAACAUCAGCAAAGACGGGCUUGAAUAUAACAGAAGCUUUCCAGCUGUUGAUCGAGCAAGUCAAGCUGGUCAAUCCGACUAUACUCGAAGAGCAAUGGCACUACAAAAUCGCCAAUCAAAAGAUGAGAAACGGUCACAUUCCCAGUAGGUCGAGUAAGGAAUGCUGUAUACUUUAGGAAUGGAACGACAACCCCUAGAAUCUAAAAACAUAGAUUAAUUCCAAUAUUCGUUUCUAUUUCUAUGCUUUUAUUUGUAGAGCAUUUGUAUCAUCAGAGACUGUUUUACAUAAACUAGUAGUGCCUACAAACAGAACUGUAUCUGAUAAACAAUAUCGCUACAAAUGAAA